AUGGACGCCUCCUCCCUCCGCAUCUCCAAGUUCGAUGGAACUAACUUCCACGCCUGGAAGUUCAAGAUGCAGAUGGUGCUGGAGGAACGGGACCUAUGGGAGGUCGUCAGCGGUGAGAUCAAGGCGGAACAGUGCGAGACUCAGUUGGACCAAGCGACGUACAAGAGGAAGUCAAGAAAGGCGAUGGCAGUGAUCUGUCUAGCCAUGGAAGAUUCCCAGCUACCGUUGGUCCGGUCGGCAAGUGGUGCAUGCGACGCAUGGUCAAGGUUGGAAGACCACUUCGAGAAGAAGAGUCUUGCCAACAAGCUGUUCUUGCGCCGUCGCUUCUUCACGACAAUGAUGGAAGAAGGCGACGAUGUGCUCGAACACAUCAACAAGCUCAAGACGCUGGCGGAACAGCUAGAAGCGGUGGGGGCUCCAGUCUGCGAGGACGAUCUGGUGAUCACACUCCUCGGCAGCCUGAGUGACUCGUAUCAAUUCUUGAUCACAGCUUUGGAGUCGCGCUCAGACACUCUUAGCUGGGAGCUCGUGACGUCUCGACUGCUUCAUGAAGAAAUGAAGCGGAAGGAGCAAGGAAGUAAAGGUGAUGAAGCUUCGCAAGGUCAAGCGUUCAUCACAAGGGACAAUCAGCGCAAAGGGCGACCAGUGAAGAAGUCCUGGCCGUGCCACAAUUGCGGAAAGAUUGGUCACUGGAUGGCGGAGUGCCCCUCGCGCAUCCAAGAAAACACGGAGAGACACCGGCCACAGCGUGCUCAAGACAGCGGCGACCGCUAUCGAUCACAACGUGCAAACGUCGCUCAAGAAGAAGACUCGGGCGACUACCUCUUUUCGAUCGGUGAAACGACAUCUGCGAAAUCGAGCGACAUCUGGCUGGUCGACUCCGGGGCGACGCAGCACAUGACGUGCUCCAAGAAGUUCAUGCGGAACUACAAGGGGUUUGACGCUGUGGAUGUCCAUCUAGCGGAUGAUGGAAUCGUCCAAGCAAUCGGCAGUGGGGACAUUGUCAUGUCGAUGAAGACACCCCAAGGGAUGAAGAAAGGUGUGCUCACAAACGUGUGGCACAUCCCAAAGUUAUCCAGAAACCUGUUCUCGGUCGGCCGCUUCACCAAGGAUGUCGGCCCAGUGACGUUCACGAAGGAUGGGUGCUAUGGAGAAGCGAAAGGGACCAAGUGGAAAAUUGGUGCCCGUGAAGGUAAAGGACUGUUCAAACUGCAAAUUGAUGAACUUUAG
Molecule: messenger RNA, 1230 nt
Organism: Peronospora matthiolae
Lineage: Eukaryota; Oomycota; Peronosporomycetes; Peronosporales; Peronosporaceae
Source: the annotation of a GenBank genome assembly